Messenger RNA from Iphiclides podalirius (scarce swallowtail), 819 nucleotides. NCBI's taxonomy places the organism in Eukaryota, Metazoa, Arthropoda, Insecta, Lepidoptera, Papilionidae. The record is from the annotation of a GenBank genome assembly.
AUGCGUACCAUUCGACUUUGUCGCGUUUUUUUAUCAACUAUAAGCUUACCUAAGGAAGAAAAGGUUAAAGUAGGAAAUCAUAAUAUUAAUUAUGUGAAAGUGGGAACUGGACCACAUCAUGUAUUUUGCAUGCCGGGUGCUCUAGGCACGAUAUGGACGGAUUUUAAGCCUCAAAUCGAGGGACUUAAUAAGGAGAAGUUCACAAUUCUAGCAUGGGACCCAGUUGGUUAUGGAAAAAGUAGACCACCAGAAAAAGAAUUUACGGCAAACUUCUAUGAGAAAGAUGCUGAUGUUGCAUUUGAAUUCCUGAAGCAAUUGAAAAUCCCUAAAAUUUCAUUAUUGGGAUGGAGCGAUGGUGGAAUUACAGGCUUGAUCCUGGCUGCAAAAUACCCCAGUGCUGUAGAUAAGCUUGUUGUAUGGGGGAGCAACUCUUUUAUCUUGCCGCAUGAACUGGAAGCAUAUAAAAAAAUAAAAGAUGUGAAAACUUGGUCUAGUAAAAUGCGACAGCCCAUGGUAGAUGUGUAUGGUGAAGAAAAAUUUGCAACCUACUGGGCUAGUUGGGUCGAGGGCAUGGAGGCCCUAUUCCUAGAGAAAGAUGGGAAUAUUUGCUCUGAGCUGCUGAAGAAAAUCAAGUCUCCAACCCUUAUAUUGCAUGGUGAGAAGGAUCCUUUGGUGGAUAAUGUGCAUGUAUCACAUUUGCAUACGCACAUAGAAGGAUCAAGAAUACACCUUUACCCUGAUGGCAAACACAAUAUUCACAUACGAUACGCCGAUGACUUCAAUAAGAAGGUUCAGGAAUUCCUUCUCUUGUCUAACAAU